AUAUUUGCGCAGUUCCCCCGGAUUUUACUGACAUUACACCUCAUCCCGCCCGGUUUCCCCUGAACAGGAUGGACACUCUGGAGUCAGAGUUGACCUGCCCAAUCUGCUUGGAGCUCUUCGAGGACCCACUGUUGCUCCCCUGCGCCCACAGCCUAUGUUUCGGCUGCGCUCACCGCAUCCUAGCCUCGCACUGCGCCACUCACGAACCGGUCCAAAGUAUCAGCGCUUUCCAGUGCCCUACGUGCAGAUAUGUUAUUUCCCUGAGCCCUGAGCGUGGACUGGAAGGACUCAAAAGAAACGUGACCUUGCAGAACAUCAUCGACAGAGUUCAGCGGGCCUCGUCUUCGGGCGGGCUUCCUCAAAGCGGGCCCAACUCGCCCGGGGAAGAAGACGGCGAGCGCUUGGCCCUGGUCCCCGUGAGCGCCGCCAUGUCGAGCCCGGACACCCCUCCGGAACCGGUCCAGUGCCAGUUCUGCGAGCAGGAGCCGCCGCAGGUGGCGGUCAAGACCUGCGUCACGUGCGAAGUGUCGUACUGCGAGGAAUGCCUCAGGGCUACUCACCCUAACAAGAAGCCGUUUACCGGACAUCGACUUAUUGAGCCGUUGCCGGGCUCGCACCUGCGAGGCUUGCAGUGCUUAGAGCACGAGGAGGAGAAGGUCAACAUGUACUGUGUGACUGACGACCAGCUUAUUUGCUCCCUCUGCAAACUAGUGGGGCGACACAGAGAUCACCAAGUGGCAGCGUUGAGCGAGCGCUUUGAAAAACUCAGGCAAGCCUUGGAUUCCAAUUUGAGUAAUCUGAUCAAGAGGAACAACGAGCUGGAGUCGCUCAUGGGGAAACUGAUUCAGACUUGUCAACAUGUGGAGGAUACUCACCGAGGUCAAAGAAACACUUGGAAGUACCUCACACGAUGGAUUCCCUCACAGGUGAAUGCAUCCCGGCAGGAGGGCAAGCUCUUGGACGAGUGUGACACUCUGAUCGACAUCAUCCAGCAGAGGAGACAUAUCAUUGGCAACAAGAUAAAGGAAGGGAAGGCGCAAAGGUUACGCAAACUGGCCCAGCAGAUCUCAAACUGCCAGCAGUGUAUCGAGAGGUCCUCUGUGCUAAUCAGCCAAGCCGACCAGACGCUGAAAGAGAGCGACCACGCGCGCUUUCUGCAGACUGCUAAAAGCAUCAACGAGAGGGUUUCCAUGGCAACCGCGUCCACCCAAGUGCUGAUUCCUGAGAUACACCUGACCGACACGUUUGACAACUUUGCCCUGGAUUUCACCAGAGAGAAGAAACUGCUGGAAAAUCUGGAUUACCUCACUGCUCCGUCUGCUCCUUGCAUUAGAGAAGAAUUGUGCACAGCGUCAUACGAUACCAUCUCAGUACACUGGACAUCUGAGGACGAAUUCAGCGUAGUGUCGUACGAACUCCAAUAUGCCAUCUUCACCGGACAGGCUAACAUUGCCAGUCUGUGCAAUUCCUUGGAGAGUUGGAUGAUUGUGCCCAACAUCAAACAGAACCACUACACUGUGCACGGCCUGCAGAGUGGCACAAAGUACAUCUUUGUUGUCAAGGCGAUUAACCAAGCGGGGAGUCGAAGCAGCGAACCGGGGACUUUGAAGACUAACAGCCAGCCCUUCAAGCUGGACCCCAAAUCUGCACACAAGAAGCUGAAAAUUUCACACGACAACCUGACGGUGGAACGUGACGAGAGCACUUCGAAAAAAGGCCACAGCCAGGAGCGCUUCUCCGGCCAGAACAGCUACGGCGUGGUGGGGAACGUUUAUAUCGACAGCGGGCGACACUACUGGGAGGCCAUGAUUGGGGGAAGUACAUGGUACGCCGUAGGAAUAGCAUACAAGUCGGCGCCGAAACACGAGUGGAUCGGCAAGAACUCUGCUUCGUGGGUGCUCUGUCGCUGCAACAACUCCUGGGUGGUCCGCCAUAACAGCAAAGAGCUGGCCAUCGAUCCUUCGCCACAUCUGCGCAGAGUGGGCAUCCUGCUGGACUACGACGCCGGCUACUUGACCUUCUACGACGCCGUGGGCUCACAGCACCUGCACACCUUCCACGUUUCCUUCGCCCAACCCGUGUGCCCCGUGUUCAACGUGUGGAACAAAUGUCUGACAAUCCUCUCGGGCCUCCCUAUCCCUGACCACCUGGAGGGACUCGAAGCUCAAGAAUAAGCACGACCACCCGUAGUCUACAACACUUCUGCACUUGAAAUAUCCUUUUACUGCCUGUCUUGCAUAUCUAUAAAAGUAAGUCUGUGCCAUUAGGAGAGCGGAAUGAGCAUUCUCCAAGCUUAGCCCGAAGUUGUAACUGAAUAUUUGACACUGAAUUUUUUUGAGUCAAAAUUUUUUGUGACCGUUCAAGACGUUUGCUCGGCAAGUAUAACGACUAACAGCACAUUAAAAUGUUGGUCACAGCAUGUUGUGAUGGGAUGGGUUUGACAGGGAUGGAUUGCUUCUCCCUGGUUACCUGGAUGUUGAAAAUGAUUUUUUUGCAGCAGAAUUUUGUGAUUUUUUAUGGAGCAGCUGAAAUUUUGAUGCUGAAAAUAUCCAGAAUUAGAUUUAAGACGUCCGCCAACGGGGAUCGAUUGCUUCUCCCUGGUUUUGAGACCGAAUUUCUUAACAACUUUCAUGAGUGAAGUUGUUGCAACAGAAUUUUUGCCAGUGAUUUUUUUUGGCAGCUGAUUUUUUUGUAUCUGAAUUUUGAUGCUGAAAAUAUGCAGAAUUAGAUUGAAAACGUCCGCUGCUUCUCCCUGGUUACCGGGAUGUGGAGAUUUUUUUUUGCGACUGAAUUUCUUUGACUCAAUUUUUUUAACGAAUGAAUUUUUGCUACCAAUUUUUUCGCAACCGAAUUUUGAUGCCGAAAUUGUUCAGAAAUAGAUUUUAGAUGUGCGCCGAUGGUGAUCGAUUGCUUCUCCCUGGUUAACCCAAUGUGGAAAACUCAUUUUUUGUGAUUGAAUUUUUGCCGACUAAUCUUUGUAAAUGAAUUUUUUUGCUGUUGAAUUUUGGACGACUAAUUUUUUUUUUUUGUGACCGAAUUCUGAUACUCAAUCAUUCAUUCAAAUCAUUCAUGAUUAGAUUUUAGAUGUUCGCCGACGGAGAUCGAUUGCUUCUCCCUGGUUACUGGAAGGGGAAAUUUUUAGUGGCAGAUUUUUUUUAGACUGAAUUUUUAAAAUCAAAUUUUUUUUGCUACUGCAUUUUUUUGCGGCUGAAUUUCUGUGACUAAAUUCUGUUAGAAUUUUGAAGGGGAACAAAAUUCGGUGUUAGAAAGUCAAAUUCCAUCUCCGUUGGCACAGAUUUACUUCCAAACACAUCUCCACAAAUGUCAGCAUUGAUAUACUGUAUGUUGUUUUGCCUCAGUAAGGAUCCUAAACUGCCAACAUUUGCAAUAAAUGACAAAUAUGACACAUUCCAACAACAUUUAAAGAGUUUGCACAACAUGUGAAAAGGGAAAAUGCAAUUAUUUUGUUUAUAACAGCAAUUCAUGUCACAUUACUAUGUAGAUUUUGUACAUUGAUGCUAUUCAUGUUGAAACGACCAAAGUAGAUGUUGCCAUCUGUCCAGAUUACUUCCAGAUCAUCUAUUUAAAAUGUUUUAGAAAAACACAAAAAAACCAUGCGUUUUAAUAGUUUAUUUAUCUUUGGGGUCUUAUAUUGAAAUGCAAUGGUAUAAUGAAAUACACAUUUGGUCCUGUUUUUGCUAACCUAGCUGUUGUUGAGUAUGUUUUUUCCUUUUAAUAUAUUGCACAUACUUGACCAUUGGAUACAAUUCUAUACAUAAACCUGUAUUUGCCGUCAUGAUUUGCAAUUGUGUUCAUAGUUUGAUAAACGAGAUCAGAGUUUACUUCCUAUUCUAAAUCUAUUGUAAAGAUGACAACUUUAACCCUCUUUUAAAGACGAAAGUGGCACUUUUCAUUACAAUUUCCUCUUCAGAGUGAUCAUCUGUAGCUCGUCAGUGUAAAUAGUGCCAUUUGGUUGUGUGUAUAUUUUAUGUUUCGUGCCAUUGACGGCGAUAGACGGGUAAACGUCAAAAUGGAUUGGACGUCUAUCGCUGUCAAUGAAAUGAGUCGUAUAACUGUCCUGAUGUGCUCUGCCUGCAUGGACAUUGGUAGGAACAUUGAUUAGGGACUUUUGUCUUACCCGUUUACUGAUAAGUAAAACAUUAAAUUUUAAUUUGUACAAUAAGGAACAUGGCUUCUUAUUUUUCUCUACUAAAGCUUGACCUUUUUGCUCACUGAAUGGAAUGCAACAAAAGCGAAUAACGCUGUCAUAACUAUGACAUGACAUUGUCAUGAGCAUUAUUGAGUAAGUAUGACAGAUGUUAUUAAGUGUCAUCCGGCAAAUUAUGUCAUUUUCUGUGUCAUUUUCAUGACAACUGGUGUCACUUUUGAUGCAAAGAGGACAGUGUUUCUGUCGUGACAACUUGACAUACAAAUGAUGUCGCUUUUGAUGCCAAGUUGACAUUGUUUCAGACAUCUUUGUCAUGAUGUGACAGAAGACAAAAUUAUGUAUAGUAAACUUGAAAUAGGAGACCGUGAUAUCACGAGUCAUGACAGUGUCAUACACUGAUUUUAUGAUGUAAUUACAUGUAUGACAUUUUAAAAGUUUUUUUUUCUCCAAUGUUUCCACUUUAUUGUGAAUUUAGAGAGACCAGUCAUGACAUUGUCAUAACCUGAUUUGACAGUGUCAUCACACACUUGUAUAUCAAGUUGUCAUGACAAACAGCGUUAACUUUGCAUCAAAAGUGACAUACAGUCAUUCAGGUCAACUUGUCUUGACAAUUUGCCAGAUGACACCUAUGCUCAUGACAAUAUCAUGCCAUAUUUAUGAGUCUUAUGAAUCCACUGUCAAAUAAAGUGCUACCCAAAAGCCUAGAGUAAAUACGUAUAACACCCAUUUCAAAACAAUUUCCUCUGUUGACUUUGACAGACUUUGAAUGAGUCAAUACCGAACAUGACCGUUCGUUUUUCACCAUUCAAAGCAACUUUCCAAGUGCGCGAGACGACUUUGUGCUCGACUUUGUUCUCAUGCGGCGCGCACGAUGACACGCAGCUGCGGUAGUCUUUAUUAGCAUUUUGAAACGGACACGACGGAGCUCACAGCAUCAUACGGCAUGCGCGUUUGACUUUAAGGGGACCUUGAGUGGAAGUUGAGGGGCACGAAGCUGUCGCCAGCUUGAUUCCCCUCCUUCCUGUGGAUAUUGAAUAUUGAACCAUUGACCUUCAGCUGCAAGACCACUUGCUUGUUGUCCUGAAGGCAAACAUUGACCCGUACAUACAAAUGCCCAGCAGAUGGCACUGUUAUUUCAGGCCAAACAUACCCACGUGCUGUAUGCGAAUGUAAGCAGAGGUGGGUAGAGUUUCUAAAAGUUUACUAAAGAGUAGCAUUACCUCAAAAUAACAUUACUCAAGUAAAAGUCAUCUAUAAAUGUACUAAAGUGCAAGUAAAAAAAAGCACCAGUGUCAAGCUUCGCAGGUAGUGUGGGCCCAAGUGCAGGGAAAAGAAAGCAGUGAGGCAGACCUGCAGUGGACAAUGAUUUGAUUAAGUCUAACCAAAAACAAAGUAUUGACCAAUAUUGUGGGGAUCCAAAAACUCAGGUCACUAACAAAAGGCUUGAUAUCAAAAACCUACUUGGACGGACACAAGGGCUUGGACGGAGAAAACUGCUGGGAAAAGACGCUGACGUGCACAUGGACACUGACAAUGACGCAACAAGGAGUGAAAAGGAACUGGGAGCUUAUAUACACACACAGACAAGGGGUAACGAGACAACGAGGAACAGGUGGGUGACACAGAAGGAUUGAGGAUACACUAGGAGCAGGUACAACAGGUGAAAUCAAUGGGCAAUUGCAGGGACACACUAGGAGGGAACUAACACAAAACCUAACAAUCAGUGAAUGUGUAACAGCUUACUAUAUGAAAUUUUUCCUUUCUUGCACAACAUCCUCUGAAUGAACUGUUAUUAUACUGAACUAACCUAUUACAUGAACAUAUUAUUUGGACAGAAAAAAAAAAAAAAAAACAAGAAUAGAAAAUGAAAUAUUUUCCGUCCAAAGAGUAUCCUCUAGUGGAGGAAAAAGAUUUCCUAACAUGAAAUGAAAACAAUCAUAUCUCUAAUUUUCCGUAGUCUGUCGGUGCCAAAUAAAAGGCAUAUGAGGUUAUGAUUAGGGCUGUUCAGUCAGGGAAUAGCGGGCAGGAAGACAAGGUGGACCCAAACACAGGGAAAACAAAAGGCAAAAAUGUAAAGGCAAGGCAAAGUGGCAGAAAACUAAAAAAAUGUUCAUUGAUAGUUAACAAAAAAAAAGUACAGAACAGACAAAAAUUACGGGGAUCAAACAAAAGGGUUCAAAACUUACUCAAGCAGGGAUUCAGGAACAACAAAGGUAAGAAUGAUGACGAGACAGACGUUUGGAUAGACAUUGACAAUGACGCAACAAGGAGUAAAUAGAAACUAAGAGCUUACACAGACAAGAGGCAGGGUAACGAGUCAAUAAAGCACAGGUGGGUGAUACAAGAGGCAGUGGAUUGGUGGAUACACAAGGAGCAUGAGGACACAACAAGUGACUGAAAUAUAUGGGUAAUCACAAUGAGCACACACGCG
Molecule: messenger RNA, 6599 nt
Organism: Corythoichthys intestinalis (scribbled pipefish)
Lineage: Eukaryota; Metazoa; Chordata; Actinopteri; Syngnathiformes; Syngnathidae
Product: E3 ubiquitin-protein ligase Midline-1-like
Exons: 9
Coding region: 69-2174 (701 amino acids)
Biological process (GO): regulation of microtubule cytoskeleton organization
Cellular component (GO): cytoplasm
Molecular function (GO): protein binding; zinc ion binding
Source: RefSeq, a predicted model, not a curated record